AUGCCUGAAAAACAACACGUUCUCUGCCCAGAUGUGUGCAGCCCACAGGCCCUGCUAGAUGGGUCAUCUACCUCUGGGCACUUCCAUCAGCCACAGCCCUUCACAGUCCCUGAAGUCCGCCCAUUGGCCUUCGCCUUGCCACCAGUCUCUGCUCUCAGUCCUCCCCCUCCCAUCCCUGGGUACCUUCUCUCUGCAGCCCCUCCCCACUCCUGGGUGCCCUCUCCCUGCAGCAGCCCCUCCCCACUCCUGGCACCCUCGCCAUCCCUGGGUCCCAGCAACCCCCUCCCCAUCACUGGGUCCCCUACCCCUGCAGCCCCCUCCUCAUCCCUGGGUGUCCUCUUCGUGCAGCAGUCCCCUCCCUACGCCUGGGUGCCCCUCCCCACUCAGUCCCCCAUGUCAUCCUUCCCCCUCGACCCCCCGCCGCAGCUCGCCCCGUCACCUGGGCGGGGGUCCGGGCCAGACUCCCUGGGCUCCGCGGGGCCAGGCUGGGCCGGGCCGGGCCGGACUGGGCUGGGACGGGCUGGGCUCGUUGGGCUCGCAGGGCCGCCGUCAAUCGCGGCCGCCGCCUCAGACCCGCCCCCUCCCAGGCCCGAGCGACGGCGGGGCCCGCCAAUCGCCGCAGCUGCGCUUGCUGCUCCGCCCCCAAUCCGCGGAGCGACGUCAACUUUACACCGCCUUCUCGCUUCCCCCCCAUACAGUAACCAGCGGAUGGUCGAUCGACCCCCCGUGCGGGACAGUAGCCAAUGA
Phascolarctos cinereus (koala) is the source of this 747-nucleotide messenger RNA. The record is from RefSeq and is a predicted model, not a curated record. NCBI's taxonomy places the organism in Eukaryota, Metazoa, Chordata, Mammalia, Diprotodontia, Phascolarctidae.